Molecule: messenger RNA, 5333 nt
Organism: Petromyzon marinus (sea lamprey)
Lineage: Eukaryota; Metazoa; Chordata; Hyperoartia; Petromyzontiformes; Petromyzontidae
Source: RefSeq, a predicted model, not a curated record
GAUGCCUUCUUUGUUCGUCUUUGAUAACUCCGUUGCCAUGGACACGUAGGCAGGUGCGCGUUUGGCGUUUUUAAAAAAGUUUGACUGCAAACGCGUUCCGUACUUAGGUAAUCACGUGACCUAGGGAGGGAGGGGGUGGAGGGUCGCGUUGCCGUGGAAACGUAAACAGGCGACGGCGUCCAUUGCCGAGAGGAGGGGGGGGGAGUCUGGGAUGGAGGCCGGCAUGAUUGCGGGUGGCGCAAUGGAGGGGGUGUGUGCCCGCCGCACAGAAUCAUCGGAUGUGCACCACCUGGAGGCGCUCGUCUCACCAGCCACCGAGCAGCUGUUUGGCCGUGUCAUCCCCGUCAGCUUAAUCGAGAAGGCAAACCUUGCAGUGACCUUGUGCAAUGAUACGAAUGAAAUAAUUGCACACGCCGCCUUUCUGGAUUACCCCAACACGGCGUGUGUGGAUCAAGCAGAGUGGCCGUCGUGGAUGUGCAAACACUUUGACAGCGGCAAGUGCACUCCUUUGAAUACACUCUUCAUGCAUUAUUUUGUGGCCAAGUCUGGUGUGGAAACUGACUGUGCAAAACAAAUCAUCAGAACGGUGUUCAAUGCUGUGCCAGAUCUCCACUUUGUGUUUUUACUUCUAAAGAAGAAUGCAUCACCAGGUGCUGUACUGGAGAACAUAUUCACCAAAAUGAAGAUGCAUGGACAUGUGUCGGACCCUGGAGGGUCGCUUUAUGUGUGCCACCGCCACAAUCACUUUCCCAUCCUCCACAUUCGGCAGGCAAGGGAGGAAGACCACGAUGACCUCCUUCCCAUAUUCAGCAAGCAGAACCAGCAACUGCGUAACACAUAUGGGGAGUUCUUCUUGGUUGAGCUCAUUGAGGCACAGGAUCAAAACAGUCACACAGCCGUAGCUGAGGUGGAUGGCGUUGGAGUUGGCUUCAUGAGUGUACACAGUGAAGUGAACAUCGCACUUCUAAAUGACUGCUUUGAGCUGAUCCCAUUCCAUGGACUCUGCAAAGCUCACCCAGAUGAUAUAACAGAGCCAAAUUCAGAAACAAGCAAGCAGUAUGAAUCAGAUGCUGAACAACUCGAAAGAACCGAGACAGAUCUCAGGCCUGACUCUGUAACUUCACACUUUUCCCUGCCGUCUCAGCAGCCUCAGAUAUCCCAGCCACCGGAGGUUAGAGACAAGGAGAAUCAAGGAAACUCUCAGGCGGUUGAGUCAGGCGGGUCUUUGGCGAGUGAAGGGGAGGCUGAUAGCAGCUCUGACAAUACCGGCACUCGGUCUCAGCAAGUGGAGUCUUCGGUGGACAUUGGCAGCAAGACUACGAUCCUGCAGCCACCGUCCAAAGCAGAUGUGAUUGUGUCUGAGGCUCCGGGUUUCAGGCCAGUCUACAUGGGUGCUAGUAAUGCAUUUUGCAUCCAACUUUUUUGCAUUGAUGAGAAGUAUGAAAUGAGGUCCCAAGAUUUUCUGCCCUAUGUGUUUAAUAUCUUUCCGGUCAAGGACUACUGCAUCAUGACCGUACCCCACCUGCUGCCAGAGUUUCCUUUGCUGCACAGCUUGAUGCGCGUCACUCCUCGCUCCGUCAGUGGCUUUUCACAGGAGCUCUACGUUGUCCAUCGAUCAGCCCUGCACAAGUCAAUGGUUGUGCGUGCUGCCCGGAGCAAUGACAGUGAUGCAGUGAAGAGCCUGGUGGAGACACUGGAUCAGCACAAAUUAUUACUGGCAGACUUUAACCAGUUCAACCAGGCGCGACGGGACCCGAAUGGAACCCAAAUCCGCGUGUAUGUGGCUGAGAUGUUGGAGAAAAUUGUUGGUGUGGCUGUUGUCCGUGCAGAAGAGGAUAUAGAAUACAUCAGAUCACAUUACAACAUUGAAGACUUCAUCUACUACAGCCAUCACAGAAGAGAUCAGCAUGCUCACCUCUGCCACUUCGUCUUGAACCCAGCCUCUUACCUUUACACAAAACACUUCCUCAAGGAAGUCCUGAGGCUAUCCCACUGCACAUCUCUUUACUACCCAGUCUACCCCGGGUACUCAAAGAAAAGCUGGACAGAAAAGCAUCACACACUGAGCUCAGUGCUGCACUGCCUGGUUCCUGUUCGUCCCCGCAGUCAGAUCUCGUAUCCAUUGCAUGAGUUGGGAGAAAAUUCCCCCUCUCAAAGGGUAUUGAUGGAGCAGGACAAGUACGCUCUGAACCACUUUAACAGAAAGCUCACGCUGGAGCCCAAGGUCACAGUGAACGCUCGCAUUGUCGUGGUUGGAGCGUCUGAUACCGGAAUCUCCUUCCUGGAAACCUUGGCUUUUUGCCCACACUUGCGUUUCAACAACCUGACUUUGAUAUCUACACACGGUCUCCCGGGGGAGCUGCCCCCUUGUCCCAUACGAGAAGGAUUUCUAGCCAGCAGUCACUGUUACAGCACAAACGACCUUGCCCUGCUGUCCCUCCACUCGCGUGUAAGUGUGGUGGUUGGCAAAGUGGCGGCCAUCAACCGCUCAGCAAAGCAUGUCGUGGUAACAGGAGGUGGCCAUGUGUCCUAUGACCACCUGAUUCUGUGCACUGGCCAGCAAUAUGAGGUACCGUGUCCAACGGAAGCUGACUUGAGCAAACUCCUGACUAAUGCGGAGGUGCCGAACAGCCCUGAUCGCCGCUAUAGCGGACCUGUUCCCGCAAAUCUCUUCACCCUCAAUGACCAAGACGACUGCCAACAUGCCCUCGAAUGGCUGAGACGCAAUUUCCUUGGUGGGCAAGGCAAUGCCAUUGUUUAUGGGAGCAGCCUAGAUGCGUACACGACAGUGCAGACCCUGCUGAAGCUUGGUGUAGCUGGUUCACGCAUUCAUUUGGCUGAGCCUCCUCACGGCUACACAGUUUGCUGCUUCAACAACUUUGCGGUGGAAUCGGCAAUCCGCGGUGCGCUGCUUCAAGCCGGGGUGAAGGUCCAUUCCUCCUGCUUGCUUGCCCACUGGAAUGAGAAUGCACAGCAGAGUGACCUCAUCACUUCUGCCUCCUUCACGACUGACACCAAACCUUUCAGUCUGGAAUGCAGCGCAUUCUUUGCAUUCUACCGGAAAGGAGUGGACUAUGAGGCUUUCCGGGCAGCCAAUGACUCCUGCCUGGUGUUCGACGGUCGACUGGUGAUCGACGCUUCCUUCUGCACAAGCGACGGCGCGGUGCGUGCCGCUGGCACGCUCACCAAGUACGCCCGCCGCUACUACGCCGACCAUGCGGCGCAUGCCGGAUACAACUCGAAGGAGGUGGGCUUCCAUCUGGCAGCUGGCAUGCUGCCCCUGUUGGACCCGACACUGGAGCCUCCUUCCAGCGACGAUCUCUCUGACUCGCUUAAUCGCCUGGUGCCUACGUUCACGGCACCCAAUAUCCAGGGUGGGAUUUUGCCCAGAGGCUACCACUACCUGCAUAUUGUAAAACCAGGUGUCGUAAUUCCACUGGAGGCUCAGAUGGCUCGACCAGACUAUGGCCGAGAGUUGGUAACGGGCCGUCCCGAAGACGGUGAUUACUUCCGGCUUCACGUGGGUCGUCAUGGCACGGUAGAGACGCUGACGUGCCUGUCAGCCAAGCCCCUGCCGAUCAGCAACUACGUCCAUUUGUAUGGCCAACACGAGCAACUACUCAACACACUGCUGUCACGCUUCGACGAGGGUCUCAUCCCAGACUUGUACAGCUAUUUUAGACAGCCCUGGUGCAUGGCCAUUUUCCAUGACCGCUUUCAAGACCUUCAGAGGGAACUUCGGCAGCUGGUGUCCACCGCACAGGCGGAAUCAGUGCCCUCGAUGCUGGAGCUCGCCACGCAGCUGGUGCAGGGAGACUUAUCCCUGCUCGACGGUGGCCCACAGUCUCUCCAUGAGCAGUUCAAGAAGCUGGGUUACAAGAAAGCUGUGGAGACCCGACUCAUCUCGUAUCUGCAAUACAAUCACUACCACCUGCCCAUGUACUUUCGACCUGGCAUAAUCUAGAGCCUUGCUACCAAAAGACAAUUUUAAGUGAUUUUUUAUUGGUAAUUAAUGGUGGUUAUGUCAAUUGUUUUCAUGGGGAUUUUCCUGUUUUUAAAAUAUUGUUGAUUUAGAAUAUUACUCAAACGCUGUAAAAUAUCUACUAGUUGUAUGGUUGGAUCAUCAGAUGGCUUAUUAGAGCCACCACAAUAGAUAGUAGCCCUUCUGUAAUCCAAUACCCAACAUGGAUCACAAUUUUAAAAUAUAUCUGAAUGAUUUGAAAUAAUAAGCUUCUUCGUUGAUGACUGAGCAAAAAAGUUAUCCUCAUGUUUUGUCUUUAUACAUGUGUAGUGUCCUCCUUCUUAGCGGCGUGUGUGUGCAUGUGGUGUGCAGUGCAUACACUCAGUCGGAGACGAGGUAGUUUCAGGAGGCACCGUCUCUCUCUUUAUUCCUCUAUCUCGUUCACACCACCCACUCCGGCCUCCUCUCUCUCACGACUACGCUGCCGUACAACCCGGCCCAGACAUGACCCUGUCCGCGUUGCACCGAGACGGCCAACUAAUGUUUGGCCGUGUAAUGAUCGGGCGAAUGCGGCAGCGACGAAGGCGACGACAGCGACGACGAGACGAGUCCACUCCCAGAACCGUCAGCCUGGAACUCUCGCUUUCCGCUGUUUAUAUUCCACUUGGCGCGGCUUAGCUCCGCCCUAGCCGCGCCUCCCUUCUCGAACCUACCAGAGGGUUCCAGGAACCUCCCUAUGAGGUAUACCGUGACCCUUGACCCAGUUCCUCCGCCCUGCCGGCACACACACCGUGUAUAUGCGUGUGCGCUGUGUCCACCGCAGUUGCUGCUGCUGGACAGCAGUCGGCGCUGUGUCACUACACAUGUACAGUACAGCCCUUUGUGAGUCCACUGCUGGAUGUGAGGUCAUUCCCAUGCCACGCAGAUCAUGGGGGCAUACUUCACCACGCUGGCCGGUGCAGACUUGUGAAAGCGGGCAGCAUAUACUCUGGGGCACAAGUAGAGUACAACUGUGAAUGCCUUAUUCUGCCCACAAUAUAACCCUGCAACCAAUAACAUCUCGUUGUUAUGCACGUAAAUGGGUACAAACUCAAUGAUCAACAUAAAACAGACUUGAAUUGCCUUGGCUCGCUGCUUCACUUGAGACUGUGCUCAGAACAGUCCAUUGAAAUUGGUCGCUUUACAUUUGUAAAAAUAUUCUGUAAUUUUUUCACGAGCAUUGUACCUGCACAGUGGCUGCUGAAAGUUGCCUUGACAUGUGGAUUGAAAUAACAAAAACAUUCUUGACAAAUGUUUCAAGAAUCAUAGCAAUGGACCUUUUACAGAAAUAUUUCCAUAUUUGAACAGUUAUUAAAUACAUCCUGAAAUGUAA